Molecule: messenger RNA, 2898 nt
Organism: Strongyloides ratti
Lineage: Eukaryota; Metazoa; Nematoda; Chromadorea; Rhabditida; Strongyloididae
Exons: 3
Coding region: 1-2898 (965 amino acids)
Source: RefSeq, a predicted model, not a curated record
AUGUAUAGUGAACCAGAAAAUGAAGAAGACUGUCAUUUAAAUGUUUCAUUAAGUCAUACAUCUCUCCGAACAAUAAGCCCAUUACAACAUCAUGGUUAUGAUGGUAAUUUAACAGAUAAUCAUUAUAAAUUACGAAAAAGUAGUAAAUCACCACGAUCAAAUAAAACAGCAAUUGUUGAUCCAUCACCAAUACUUCCGCGUUUAGAUUCACGACCUGAAAUUACUGCUUGGCCUGCACCACCUCAAAAUAAUAAUUUAAAUUUAUCAUUUAUACAAAAAGGAUCAGUCAUAAAAACACAAUCAUCAUCAACACAAAAACCUCAAAUAUUAAGUAAGAAAAUACCACAACCGGUUUCACCACAUUCUGCGAUAUCACCAUUAUCUAAUACUACAGCAAUCUCAUCUCCAGGAAGUAUUGAUAAAACACCAAUGCUUAAUACAUCUUAUUCUGUUAAAACGGAGGCAAACAAUUUAUGCAAUGAGAGUUCGCAAUUGUAUUCUAUACUAAAAGUUGCUGCUUGUACUGGUGGCAAUGAAAAAAGCUUUGAUAGUAGGCUUGUUAAAGGUAGAGAGUCGGAAUUACAACGAAAGAUAGAUAGUUUAGAAGAGACAUUAGUUGAAUAUGAACGACAAAAAUUUAGUGUUAUUGGUAGUUUUAGUGAAUACCAAGAAAGGGUAGCUGAAAGAGAAAGAAAACUUGAUGCAGAAUAUUCUAGAAAAAUUAUAGCACUUAGUGAAGAGGUUCUAUCUGCAAAAAAAGAUUUUGAAACAAGAAUGAAAAAUUUUCAAGCAUUGCAAGAAAAAUUUGAAAGAGAAAAAGAAUGUGCAUUAGAAAAAUUAAGAAAAGAACAUCAAAAAGAGAUUCAAUUAUUAGAGCAACGUUUUUCAAAUUCACAAUUAAUAAAUUUAGAACAAAAAUAUAUAAUUGAAAUUCAAAGACUUGAAGAAGAAAGAAAAUGUCUUAAAAGAGAAAAAGAAUGUCUUGGUAAUACCUUUGAAAUAAAAUUAAGAAGAGCACAAACAUUGUAUGAAACAGAAUUAACAGCUGCAAAAAUGUUAUAUAAAAGAGAGCUUGAAGCUUUAAGAGAUCAUGAAGAAGCAUUAAAAGAAGAAUUAUUGGCUAGACAAGAAGAAUAUCAAGAUAGAAUAAAAGAAGGUGAAAUAAAAUCAAAAGAAAUUAAAGAAAAACUUAAUAUAUCAAUAAAAAAAAUUGAUGAAUUAAUUAGUAGCAUUAAAAAAAAAGAUGAAUUAAUAGAGGAAUUAAAAUUUAAAGUUGAACAAGCUAAACAAAUGGAAUUAUCAUUUAUAAAUAAUUGUAAAGAGAGAGAUCAAUUAGGAACAUUAACAAAAAAUCAUUUACAAAAGUUAGAAAAUGAAAUAAAUGAAAAUCAAAAAAUUUGUAACUUUUUAAAAAAUGAAAAAUAUGAACUUGAAUCUAAAAUAAAAGUUCAAGAUGAAGAAAUAAAAAAUUUGAAAGAUAAAAAUAAUUUUCUUGAAAUUGAAAGAAACAAUCUUUUAAGUCAAAGUGAAAGUCAAGCUGAAAUGCAAAAAUCUCAAUUACAAGCAAUGGAAGCUGUUUUAGAAUCUGUAACAAAAGAAAAAGAAGCAUGUAAAGAAAAUUAUGAAAAAGAAUUAAUAAAAGAAAAAGAGGCAUCACAAGAACGUGAAUUUUUGAUGAAAAAAGAAUUUUCAAUGAAAUUAAAUAAGUUGGAGGAACAAUAUAGUAAUUUACGUGACAAGAUGGAUGAUUGUGAUGAUGAAUGCCUUGAGAAGGAACAAAAAAUGGUUGCUGAGUUAGAAACAAUGAUGUUAGAAAAUAGAAAAUUAAGAGAAAAAAUAAUGAAUUUGGAGGAUCAAAUUGAAGGAAAAGAAUGUAACAAUUGUGAUAAAUUUAUAAAAUAUGAAUGUGCUGUAGCAUCAAUGUUACGAUUAACAGAUGAUUUUAAUGUUGGUGAUGAUGAAGAACGUGAUAAUGACAAUUUUAAUAUUUUAUUUUUACGACUCGAAACGCUUGUAAAUAAAGUUGAAAAAUUAGAAAAAGAAAUUAUAAAACAACCAAAAAAAAUAAAUACAGAACAACAUGAUCAAGAAGUUCAGUAUGAUAUUUGUCAUAUAGAAAAUGAAGAAAAGAAUGACAAUGAAAAGGUUAAUGACGAAAAAGAUGAAAAAAUAAGUAAAUUGGAAGAAAAAUUAUUAAAAAAUGAAAACGAAAGAGAACAUUUAAAUGACGAUUUAACUUGUGCACUUAAUGAAAUAGAAAAUCUUAAAGAGCAGGUUAAAAAAAUAGAAAGUGCUCUUCAAUUUGAAAAAUCAAGAAGGAUACAAGUUUCAUCGUCAACAGGAAUAAAAAUUGACUCAAAACAAUUAAAUGAUAUUUUAGCUGGUAAUAUAGCUGAAUUAUCACAUGCUAAAAGUGAAAGUUCGAUUGUUAAAUUUGUUAAAGUAAAUAGUCCUGAAAUUGAUAACGAAAGUGAAACAAUUACUAUAAUGAAAACAACUAUUGAAGAGAAAGACAAAGAAAUUGAAAGGUUGUUAGAAUUAUUAAAAAAUAGUGCACAAAAAAGUUGUGUUAAAGAAGAAAGGAAAAGUAGUUCUUCAUCUGAUGGUUCUGAUACGUUAUCAACAUCGGAGAAAAAAAUUUCAAAAGAAAAGAAAGAAAAAAAAACUCUCCAACCAGGAAAUGAUAAAUCAACAGAUGUUAGAAGUAAAUCUCCAGCUAAUAUUAAAAAUCUUAAAUUGUCAACAAAUUCUGUUAAUAUAACAGAUACUCAAUCAUCUACCGAUGACAGAAAAAAGCUAUCCCCUAAUAAGACAAGCUCAUUUAGAGUUAAGAAAGAUACGAUACCUUUAAGUAAUCAAGAUAAUAAAAAUGAAAAGAGGCCCGCAUGGAAGUUUUAA